CAAGUCUGUAUGUCAAGGAAGAAAGCUUACUCCCACUUAGCCAUGGCGACUCUCACUAUUUCCUCAUUCUUUCCCAGAUUUCUUCUUCUUUCACUCUGCCUUUUCUGGGUCUACACAAUUGAAGCUAAAUCAGAAACCUCUGUAACUAUUCACCUCUCCUCUUUUCUACCUUCUCCUGUCUGCUCACCUUCCAGCCAUGCUGCUGGAAGGAAGUCGUCUUUGGAAGUAGUUCACAAGCGAGGUCCCUGUUUCAGAAAUGGGGAUGAGAAAUCAAGUUCUGUAUCCCACUCAGAGAUUCUCCAGCAAGACCAGGCUCGAGUCGACUCAAUUCACUCAAAAUUCGCCAAGAACUCGGGCAUUGCAGGUGACGUGAAGCAGCCAGACGCUGCCGAGCUUCCAGCGAACGACGGAAGCGUGGUGGGUUCAGCGAAUUAUAUAGUUCAAGUGGGACUUGGAACACCAAAGAAAGAAUUGUCUCUCGUUUUUGAUACAGGAAGCGACCUCACAUGGACACAGUGCGAACCUUGCGUUAAAGCUUGCUACAAGCAAAAAGAACCAAUCUUUGACCCCAGGCUUUCCACUUCAUAUUCUAAUAUUUCUUGCUCUUCAACGCUCUGCAGUUCACUUUCUUCAGCCACAGGAAAUUCGCCCGGUUGUGAAUCGUCAACCUGCAUCUAUGGCAUCAAAUACGGGGAUUCUUCCAUCUCCGCCGGAUUCUUUGCCAAAGAAACGAUUAGUUUAACUUCUUCAGACGUUUUUCCAGGCUUCCUCUUCGGCUGCGGUGAAAAUAACCAAGGUUUAUUCAGCGGCGCCGCCGGUUUGCUCGGUCUUGGCCGUGACCCAAUUUCGAUAGUCUCUCAAACAGCGUCAAAAUUCAACAAGCUUUUUUCUUAUUGCCUUCCGUCGAGCUCCAGUUCAACUGGCCACCUCACUUUUGGCAACGGCGGUGGCAUUUCAAAAUCAGUACAAUUUACGCCGUUAUCUACCAUCUCUCAAGGGACUUCUUUUUACGGCCUUGACAUAACGGGAAUCUCCGUCGGCGGCCAAACACUGCCUAUUCAAUCAUCGGUUUUCACGACGGCGGGAGCUAUUAUCGACUCGGGAACUGUGAUCACGCGCCUCCCACCUGAUGCUUACUCCGCUUUGCGGACUGCGUUUCGUCAACAGAUGUCAAAAUAUCCAACCGCACCGGCUCUCUCUAUUCUUGACACGUGUUACGAUUUUAGCAAUUACACGACUAUUUCCGUGCCUGAAAUUAGCUUCUCCUUCAAAGGCGGCGUCCUAGUGAACAUCGACGAGACUGGACUUUUGUACGGUACUUCUCUGUCGCAAGUUUGCCUGGCUUUCGCCGGAAACAGUGAAGCCAGUGACGUAGCGAUCUUCGGGAAUGUACAGCAACAAACUCUAGAGGUGGUGUACGACGCCAACGGCGGCAGGGUUGGCUUUGCUCCGAACGGUUGCUCUUAGCCGAUUCUCUCAACAAAAAUUUAGAAGUAUACGUAAUAUUAAUGAUUUGUAAUUUGUGCAAGUCUAAUGAGCUCGGUGAGUUAAUUCGAGUUUGGCUCGGAUCAAAUAAAGGUAAAAACCAAAUUGCAUAA
Messenger RNA from Mangifera indica (mango), 1598 nucleotides. RefSeq names its product aspartyl protease family protein At5g10770-like. Gene Ontology annotation, molecular function: aspartic-type endopeptidase activity. Lineage: Eukaryota; Viridiplantae; Streptophyta; Magnoliopsida; Sapindales; Anacardiaceae. Bases 10 to 1467 code for a protein of 485 amino acids. Gene Ontology annotation, biological process: proteolysis. The transcript has 3 exons. The record is from RefSeq and is a predicted model, not a curated record.